GAGAAGUGAAAUGGGAAAAGCAACUUGAGUGCGAAUCGAGGUGAAGAAGAUUCUGUGGGAGUGAUGGUCUCGCUUAUGUGGUGUGUGAACGUAAGUCCAAGCGAAAAUGAAGCACUCGCUCCAUUUGUCGUGCGUUAGCUGAUCAAUGCAAACAUGUUAGGGUAGUAGUAGUUGGUUCGUUUUUUUUCGCCUACAAUUAGAUGCAAGAGCAGGUCAUUUGUUUCCGAAUCGUAAACGUCAAGUGACUUCUGCGACUGCAUGUCAGCCCCCGACCCGGCCCGCCGUUGCGCGGGCACGUCGCCCCCGCGCAGCAGAAUCAGGUGCUCGAUCAGAAAUCGACAAACGCAGCGAAGACUCGGCGAGCUUCAUCUGGCGUUCUUGCGAGGGGAGUUCAAACCGGUUCGAAGUUGCUGGCAGGGUGUAAUGCAGUCCAUCUCUUUGCCGCCGUCGCUGUGGCGGACGACGUGCAAGACAACAUGGGAAAAAGCAAGGCUGCGGUCGACGCCGGUGGAGCAAGCGAGUUUAGCGACGAGCGGGAGCAGCAGCCGGUGGAGGAGGCUUUUUUGGAGCAGGACCAGCAACUACCGUUUCCCUUUCGCCUUCCGCUUCCCCGCUUUCCACGAAGGGAGAUACAAGUUUCCAAUGGACCAGAACCGGAGGCGAAGCCAAAACCGAAGGCGAAGUACACGGUAAAUUGAAAGAGUUUCGGUUUUUUGUUGUCCUAGUCCUUCUUGUCGCGGCUCCCACGCUAUCACAGAAUUUGAAAUGAUUCAUUAGAACUAGUGCGCAUACAUCCAAAAAAGCUUCUUGAUGUAAUCUGUGACUUUCUGCGGCCUUACCGGUGAGGUAACGAGGACGACGAAACAAGAGAGAUAUUCAUGGUUGUGCUACAUAUACCUCGAGUGCGCUUUCAGAUCUCAACGUUGAGACCUCCUAGCUCAACGUUGAGAAAUAUGUCUCAACGGCCGGCGCACCAAAUCGAUGCCGCCCGCUCCACUGGUUUAUGGUUUCGGGUUUAGGGCUUGGGGUUUAGGGUCGUCGGGCAGGUCGGCCGCCGCCGGCCCGGCGCUGCUCCUUCAUCGCUGCGCUUGUGCUGUUUCUCCCCGGCCCGCGUGCCCGCCUCGUUGUGCCUUUUAUUUUUCUAAAUGUGUGGCCUUCGUUGCCUGCCCUGUGGCUCUGCUUUUCCCAUAGGCUUACCGGCCUUCUCCCCGGUAAAUUCCUGCGUGUGUUUUUUGUUGAGGCCAGUCGUUAAGGUCCUCGGAAAGUCGCGGAGGCCUCCCAGGCCGUUGAUAUGCACUCGUUGAGACGCAACCGCUUUACAAGAGUAAUUUGGAAGGUUUUCGCUCGUGUUUUAGCAUGAGGCCGUGCAUGGUAUUGAGAUGCAACCGUUGAGAUUUUAUUCAUCUUGCUCAAGACAAGAAAUGAUAUUUAAAUUUAUAUAUUCGAAGUGCUACGCAAAAGUACUGCACAUCCAUGUCAUGAAGACCAGGAGAUAGCAAAAGCACUGCACAUCCAUGAAAGAACUUAGCGCGAAGCUACACGGAAACGCCACGGAGUAAAGCAGUUGAUGACGAUGAUGAUGAUGAUGAUGAUGACGAAGGCCCAUGCAUGAGCUAGAAGACUGAACGCAUGAAACGAAGAUAGAAAGGGACCAGGAGAGAACGGAAGAAAAACAAAAAUGAACCGAGGCACACCGCUCGCCGCUUGAACAAAGUUUCAUCAGGGGAUUGAAGAAUUCUCACUAUUUCUAUUUGCACUAACCACAGGCGGCGGCUAGAGGCAGAGCGUGGACCCUGUCAGACGAGGAAGUAUUGAAACUAGGGGAAACAGUCAUGGAGCCGCAGGGACGAACUGACUUCGAAAGAAGGAAGGCGGCUCAGCAGGCGGCUCGAAAGCUGGAGCUUUGGAUGGGGGGAACAGGCAUCCGAGCCCUCACGAGUCUCCGGGAGCAACGGAUGUUCGAAGGACGCAGCCUCGAAGACGUGGAACAGAUGAUACGCAGGGUACAAAGAGGAUUUCCGUUGGAUAUUGAUGUUCUUGCAAAAACGAUGUAGAGGACAAUUUUCUGUGUGUACUUCUAGUGCAGCGGCUAGCUGUGAGAUAGAUUCAUUUUUAUGCAACUUCUUUGGCACUGCCGCUGCUCUACAUCAGAACUUGAACUGGACAAGAGUUUUUCUUAAAAUGUAAUUGAAAACUACUGGAGGUGAGCGCGGGGUUGCCCACGGAAGACAUACACGAUUGAGCGGCGUGAACAGAUUCCCGGAAUCACAGAUUGCCGGAAUCGACAUGCAUUUCUAUUUCCACACUCCAUCGAAGAAGUGGAAACCACGGAGCAAAAACUGCACCAGCAAACUCUUGCAACAACUUGAAGCCUUUGUCAAUUGCAGAAAUCGCAUUGAACGACCGAGAUGAAGAAAGGAGAAGGACAGUUGUAGUUUUAGUUUAGUAAGUUUUACUUCGUGGACAAAAAGAAACUGAAACACUUCUUUACACUGCUCCUAACGCGACUGUAGCAGCAACAGAAACAGAUGGGAAUGUGCAGAGGAGCACGUAGACAUAGAGAUACGACUAAAUAUGCAGUGUGUGCAGCUGUCCUGUGUAUUGCGUCGCCUUGUUUAUUUGCUGUCAAGAGUGGUGCGCUGUAGGAGGUAAUAGCAAUUCAUUGCCCUCAUUGGUAACGAUACAUCAGUCUAAAACUCCAUUCGGUCGUCGAAAAUACCGCAGCAUGAGGAUGCUUUUUU
Messenger RNA from Amoebophrya sp. A120, 2741 nucleotides. The record is from the annotation of a GenBank genome assembly. Lineage: Eukaryota; Dinophyceae; Syndiniales; Amoebophryaceae.